Molecule: messenger RNA, 2058 nt
Organism: Endocarpon pusillum Z07020
Lineage: Eukaryota; Fungi; Ascomycota; Eurotiomycetes; Verrucariales; Verrucariaceae
Exons: 1
Coding region: 1-2058 (685 amino acids)
Source: RefSeq, a predicted model, not a curated record
AUGACUGUUGUUCAACCGAAACCGAAACAGGAAGGACUAACAUUUGCACUGCAGGCAUUACUUGAUCGCCAUGAAUCCUAUAUGGCGGAGUCAGAGGAAGAGCGCAGUAAGAUGGCGGCCAGCUUGGAACAAUUGGAGGACGAUAAGAGGGUGCUAGAGGCCAGGAAUGCGAUAGUGACUCAGGAGAAUCAAGAUCUACUCCAUCAACUGGAGUGCAUGAAUUCCCAGAUCGCAGACUCCGAUGCGCAGAUCGAUUCGUUGAUGGCGACCUUGAGCUCGGCGCAAUACGAAAACAAGAGGCUAAUGGUUUUGGCUGCGAGGGCUGCAGAGCUGGAGGCAGAGAUGACUGCAAUGGAAGUCGAACAGUCUCGCCUCCGGGAAGAGCUGGUGGCCAGCCAACAGGAGGAGAGGUCUGCGAUACACCGAUGGGAGCAUGCUGAGACCACAUUGAGGGAUCUUAACGACCAGAUCCAGACGAUCGAAAGGGAGGCCCGCGAUGAGCGUGAGAAGCAUCUGGAGAUAUGUGGCCAGAUUGAGCGGAAGCGAGUCAUCGAGAAGGAAUUGGGGAGUGCAGCUGGGAGACUGAGAGGUGCAGCAGCAGCAAGCACGCUCGGCAGAGACAAGGAAGGAAUCAACGUUGUGUCGCAUUUUGUACGCGACAUUCUGCAAGAUAACGCAAAUCUACAGGCUGGCAUUGGCGAGCUUCGGGAAUUGCUACAGACAUCGAAUGAAGAGGUGCAGAACCUCAAAGAGCAGGUGCUACAACAUCAACCAGUCUCAAAAGAGCUCGAGCUACAAUCACCUUCUCUAAUGGACGAGAUUCAGCAGUGCCGGCCAGAAGCAGUUCCUCAAGAGCUACAUGUUCAUCAUCACUACCAUGCGAAGAUCACAGCGAAGAAGGAGAGGGUACCCAGCUUUCGUCGUCCGCCAAAGAGGCGAGGACUUACGUCUUCGAGCGCAAACUCGUCAGCAGGAUGUCAAACACCAGUUUCUCCAGACCGCAUCAGUACGAUGUCCAGGCCACAUCCUGGUAGCCAAAUCAACAGAUGGUCUACCCAAUCUACAGCUACAGAUGUCUCAAAUAUAUCCUCACUUCCCAACUCACCGUACUCACCAAAUCGAAGCUCCUCAAUAUUCGAUCGCAUCGAUUCCGGCUUCGAAUCUUCACGACCAACCAGCCCCGAAAGCGCUUGUUACGCAACUACACGAUUCCACUGCAAGCAGCAAAGACCUCAGUCUGCAGCAUUUACCGACUUGACCGAUGUUAGCGAAGAUGAACCACAGAGCACAAUCUCGGAAUUGGCUGGGAAAGGAAAGUCCCCUGGGGCGAGACCAAGGGUGCAGACCGGACACGUUGAUGCCAAUUUCGAGCAUGGCAAUGCAUGUAUAGGCUCAGACCCGCGGGGGCCACUAUCAUCGCGCGAGCAUCCACAACCGGAAACAGAUUCUCUAAUAUUAGAACUGGGGCCGGGGCCAGCGCACGAAAGCCGAGACACGUACACACUUAACGAUUUACUCUUUAAUUCGCCAGCACUUCGUCGCUCCAACUCACAGGAAAGCCUUGUCUCAAUAUCAGGAAUGGACAUCCAUCUUCCUCAAAAACGAGAUCCACGACCUUGCCUCCGUCCAAGGCUUUCGUCAACGGUUGGAGCUUCAGAUCCACUAAACUUUUCUGUUGCUUUUCCAUCGUCGCAACCACUGGCAAGCAUUGCUGAAGUGAAUGCCAGCUCCUCGAACCUUAAAUCAACAUCCACGACUGAGUCAGCCAGCCCUCUUUCACUACUCUCUGGUCUAGCCAGUGGCAGACCACAGAAGCCAGCAGCCAAAGGCCUUGGUCGAUUUGUAGGCAGCUGGGCACGAGGCAGAUGGGGUGUCGUUCCUGUGGCAUCAAUGGGGAACAUCCGAGUGGAAGCAAUUUCCGGUAACUCGUUUGGAAGGGGGCCGGGUAUAAAUCAGAAAGGCCCAAUUGUGGGGUUCAAGCCACCAGAUCGUACACCAAGUGAGGUGCAUGCCGAGAGGCUCGAUGAAGACUUGUUGAAAGAGUCUCUUGUGGAAUAG